AUGCUCGGUCUCGAUGCAUACGGAAGCAGUAGCGAGGAUGAAGUCGAGAUCAAGCCUACUCCUCAAUCGCAAUCAACACCCAGUCAAUCUAUCAACGAAGCUCCCAAUGGUCCAGCUCUCGGUCCCGCAUCCGGCCCCGCGCCUAUGAACCGGACACAAUCGCCAGAAGGUCCUUCAACGAGCGGUCGUUCCUCGCCUUUCUCGACCACACGAGCUCUAGUGCACGACUUGACGCUUCCGCCAGUCCCUAAUUUGGAUAUUCCACCUUCACCCCCGGGUUCACCGAACGCCGCAGCAAAUGCCAAGUUUGAGCAUUUCCUCUCCCUCAAGAAACAGGGCAUUCAUUUCAAUGCAAAGCUAGCCAGCUCCUCGUCCCUACGAAACCCUAGCUUAUUGAUGAAAAUGAUGGAGCAUGCGGGCAUUGAUGAGCAGUCACAAUACAACACGGCUUUGCCAUCGGAUCUUUGGGAUGUCUCUAACCUUCCCAAAUGGGCUUUCAAGGAGGAGCUUCUCAAGACUCAGCAGGAGGCUCGCCAGAAACAAGAAGAGAAGAACGCUGUGGGCCAGCGGUCGUCUAUCGAGUUUGUCUCUGGGGCGGAUGCAAAGAGGAAAGCCCCAUGA
Molecule: messenger RNA, 621 nt
Organism: Penicillium cataractarum
Lineage: Eukaryota; Fungi; Ascomycota; Eurotiomycetes; Eurotiales; Aspergillaceae
Product: HCNGP domain-containing protein
Exons: 2
Coding region: 1-621 (206 amino acids)
Biological process (GO): regulation of DNA-templated transcription
Cellular component (GO): nucleus
Source: RefSeq, a predicted model, not a curated record